UAGGAAUUCUACCUACAUCAACACUGCAUAACUACUAUGGUUCAACACGUAGCCCUAUAAUCAGGGAGUAGAAAUACCUGGGGAUAUUGAGUAUAUAUUACAUCGUAUCUCCCCCCCAAUGCAAACAUCUUUUCAUCUGCACCUCGCUUCAGAAGCAAACAGGCAUCUGCACCUCACUCGAUAACAAAAAGAAAUCGCUACUCAAGGUUUAUAACUCAUUCAAAAUGCGUUAUACUGCUGUCCUCGCUGUCCUCGGCUUCUCCGGAGUCAUGGCCAACAACAACUUCGGACCCUUCGGAUUUUUCGGACCCUGGUUCGAUGGCGACUUCGAUAUCGAUGACCUCGCUGAUUUCCACUUCCCCGAGAACCCUUGUGAAUUCAUUGGCGGCACUUGCGAGGCCACGACCCUUGGAUUCUGCUCUGGUCGGGGCGACUUCAGCGUUGACCUGCCUUGUGGCGGCCUCGGAAUUGUUGGCGUCGGCUGCUGCUGGCACAGGGACACCAGCAAUAUUUGGUUUGAGCAGUGGAAGGAGUGGCUCGAGCGACACCGCCGCCACAACUAAAGCCGCUUUAAUGUCUUAACGCUUUAAUGGCUUGAUGCUUCAAUGGCUUGACGCUUUAAUGGCUUGACGAAGUCUUCAAUUGGCGAUUUAUUGAUGUACGGUAGUUAGUGAUGGAGAGAUUAGCCGUACUGGAUUCAAUGAGAGAUUGUUAACCCCGA
Molecule: messenger RNA, 721 nt
Organism: Trichoderma harzianum CBS 226.95
Lineage: Eukaryota; Fungi; Ascomycota; Sordariomycetes; Hypocreales; Hypocreaceae
Exons: 3
Coding region: 225-563 (112 amino acids)
Source: RefSeq, a predicted model, not a curated record